Molecule: messenger RNA, 3008 nt
Organism: Lutzomyia longipalpis
Lineage: Eukaryota; Metazoa; Arthropoda; Insecta; Diptera; Psychodidae
Product: procathepsin L
Exons: 4
Coding region: 216-1205 (329 amino acids)
Cellular component (GO): lysosome
Molecular function (GO): cysteine-type endopeptidase activity
Source: RefSeq, a predicted model, not a curated record
AAUGAAUGAGUCCACUAAACAAAGCAUAUUGGAAAUACUCGCGCGAUAUCUUAAGAAAUACGAAGGAAUUUUCCGCAGAAAUUCCCACUAAGCAGUGUGGUUGAAUUAACAAAAUAUCUAUCGUAACCCAAUCCCAUAGAGCCCAUAAAGAGCUGAAUAAGCAAGAUUUGGCGGGAUGACGAGGACUGUGUUUGUCAGAGAGAAAGAGAGUCAAAAUGCGAGUGGAGAUUUUUAGUGUAAUUCACAUGCUUGUGCUUAGUUUAGUUGCCCAAGGAAAUGGACAGGACAUAUCUUCGUGGGAGGACUUCAAGAAGACCUACAAUCGCACCUACAGGCGCCCAUUUCGUGAAUCCCGCUCCCGGCGAGCCUUCAGCGACAAUGCCCGCCUUGUGAGCAAUCACAACACGGCUUUUGCAGCUAAUCAAACAUCUUUUCGACUAGCUCUCAAUCCUCUUGCUGAUUUAAGUCGUGAUGAGUAUUUGGUACGCUUUGUGCGUCUCACACCAAACAAACAACCAGAGCAAGAGGUCAAAGAACACGUUGCAUCCUUUGGGGGACUUCCUGAUCUACCAGAGAGUAUUGAUUGGCGUGAGAAGGGUUUUCAAACGCCACCAGAUAAUCAAAAGUCAUGUGGCUCAUGCUAUGCCUUCAGCAUUGUGCACAGCAUUGAGGGGCAAAUCUUCAAGAGAACCUCCAAGCUCAUCUCUCUCAGUGAGCAGCAAGUGGUUGAUUGUAGUGGAAAAAUGGGAAAUCACGGAUGUGCUGGUGGCUCCCUGCGCAACACUCUCCGCUAUUUGGCAUCUUGUGGAGGAUUGAUGCGACAACAGGACUACCCGUAUACAGCACAAGAGGGUCGGUGUCGCUUUGUGCAACCCCUAGCUGUUGUUAAUGUUAGCAAUUGGGCAAUUGUACCGUCUAGGAGUGAAGCAGCCCUUGCUGCGGUGGUAGCUACUGUUGGUCCCGUAGCUGUUUCCAUUAAUGCCUCACCACGAUCAUUCCAGCUGUACGGGGACGGUGUCUACGAUGAUCCACAGUGUUCAUCUGAAUCCGUCAAUCAUGCCAUGCUUAUUGUUGGCUACACACCACACUAUUGGAUCAUCAAGAAUUGGUGGGGAGAACGCUGGGGUGAGGGUGGCUACAUGCGAUUGCAACGACACCAAAAUCUCUGUGGAGUCGCCAAUUAUGCUGCUUAUGCCAUUGUCUGAAACUUAGAGCCUCCUCUGUGCAGCACACCAAGGAGGUAGGGCCAUAAAGAGAAAAACUCCUCCACCACACCUUCUCAUAAAACAUUCAUAAUUAUCUCAUUUUUUUUUAUUCUCAAUCUACAAGUGCUGUAUUUGUUUGAAAAUUUUACAUUUCUUUUCAUUUUACAAUCUAAUCAUCAAAAUAAAUCAAUAAUCACUCAAAUGACGAUCAUGUGCCGUCACACCGUGCGAAAAUAUUAACCUUUUUUUUUCUUACGGGGAAAUGGUAAAAGGAGGAUGAUAGGAGGGGGGUGGGGCAGAUGGGUUCUAGGAGAGGAAGGAAAAAUGUACACGUGACUUGCUGAAAAUUAAUUUUGCUCUAUAGAAAAAUUCAAAAUUAAAAAAAAAAUAUGAUGAGAAGAGCUGUGAGAAAGAUCAAGAGUGACGAUAAUUUUAUUCAUAGUGUCUGAUGAUGGUGUUAAAUAAACCGAAACGAUGCUAAAAGCGACAAAUGCUCAUUUUUUUUUAAAUAACUUUAUCCGAUUAAGAAUUUUUCCAUCUACACAAAAAGUUGUAAAAUAUCUUUGAGUUUUUUUUUAGCAUUCCCACAAUUUGAUCUUACUCACAGCUUUUUAACAAAUUGUAGGUCUUUAGUAUUAUUUAUGCUCACUCUCGCACGCACGCCACCGCAGAUUUUGUCUCUUCUUGAUCACUUUGCGAAUAAGGAUGAUAUAACAGUUCUUGCGUGCGUUAGUGUGCAUAAUUACAUAAAAUUCCUACAAAAAAACUAUUUAAAAAAAAAUGAAAUAAAGUAAAUAAAAAAAAACAGCAACGAAUGCAAUGGUGGUGUUAGUCCUAAAAAAAAUCUUCUAACCAUCUGGUGUGUGCAACCUAAGUUUUAUCUUCACACUAUCUCGAUUACUAAACUUUUUUUUUUUUGAGAGACUCAGCGCUAUGUAAUUUUUUUUCAUGUCAUUGAAGUUCAAAAAACGGAAUACGACUAAAAGAAAAUGAAGUUUCUUAGGGCGGGUUAUGACCGCAAGGCAAUGUGUUUUUUUUUCUCACUUAAAUCCCUCUUAUUAACCUAUUUUUUCUUCUUUAUUCAUUAUUAUUAUUCAUUACUAGUUUUUUUUAUCUUCUCAUUUUUUUUGUAAGUAUUGUUGCAAUUCUAUCCUUUAAGUUUUUUUUUUUUUGGUUUAAUUGUUUAUUUUUUUUCUCUCACAUUACAAUUAAAUAUUCAGAUACUUUUCUUUCUUUUUUUUUUUAUUUAAAUCCUUAUACUUUGUCUCAUCUUAUACCAUUUUAAACCUAAAUUUAUUUCAUCUCCUUUAAAUUGUAACUUCAAUCUUAGAUUUGUAUGCAUCUCUUUUUUUUCUUCUUUUAAAUCAAUGGUUUUACCUUCUUCUUUUUUUUUAUACACUACCCAUUUCUUAUUUUCUUCUUCUUAAUGAUUUAUAAUGUGUGUGUGUUGAACUCAAUAAAAAAAGAGUUUGUUUGUCUUUUUUUUUUAUACUGACUAGACGCGUAAGAGAUCAUUUUAUUACACAGAAAAAGCAUGGCGCAAAUUGACUAGAAAAAAAAUCUGACUAGAAUGGAAUUUUUAUUGUUUAUAUUAAGAGUUUUUUUUCUCAAAAAAAAAAUUAUAAAAAAUAAAAUAAAAUGUAAAAUAAAAAUCACAGUCGGAGUUAGAAACUCCUUUCAAUGGAAUGCAUUAAAAAUUUUCUCAAGAAUGUGGGGGCGAAAUAAAUAAUAAUAAAUAAGCAUUUUGCGACAGUGGUAAUGAAAAAUUAAAUAAUAAAUAUUAUGCUUAUUAUGUACUAUCAA